Gorilla gorilla gorilla (western lowland gorilla) is the source of this 5531-nucleotide messenger RNA. It is a transcript of the gene HAVCR1, whose product is annotated as hepatitis A virus cellular receptor 1. Bases 551 to 1789 code for a protein of 412 amino acids. The record is from RefSeq and is a predicted model, not a curated record. NCBI's taxonomy places the organism in Eukaryota, Metazoa, Chordata, Mammalia, Primates, Hominidae. Gene Ontology annotation, cellular component: cell surface. Gene Ontology annotation, biological process: positive regulation of mast cell activation; phagocytosis, engulfment. The transcript is spliced from 7 exons. Gene Ontology annotation, molecular function: virus receptor activity; phosphatidylserine binding.
CUCCCGCGGGUUCACGCCAUUCUCCUGCCUCAGCCUCCCGAGUAGCUGGGACUACAGGCGCCCGUGACCACGCCCGGCUAAUUUUCUGUAUUUUUAGUAGAGACGGGGUUUCGCCCUUUUAGCCAGGAUGGUCUCGAUCUCCUGACUUCGUGAUCUGCCUGUCUCGGCCUCCCAAAGUGCUAGGAUUACCGGCGUGAGCCACCGCGCCCGGCCCUGUUUCCUUUUUGUUUGUUCCCUGAUACCCUGUAUCAGGACCAGGAGUCAGUUUGGCGGCUAUGUGUGGGGAAGAAACUGGGAAGUCAGGGGCUGUUUCUGUGGACAGCGUUCCCGGUCCUUUGGAAGGCACAGAGCUCUCAGCUGCAGGGAACUAACAGAGCUCUGAAGCCGUUAUAUGUGGUCCUCUCUCAUUUCCAGCAGAGCAGGCUCCUAUGAAUCAACCAACUGGGUGAAAAGAUAAGUUGCAAUCUGAGAUUUAAGACUUGAUCAGAUACCAUCUGGUGGAGGGUACCAACCAGCCUGUCUGCUCAUUUUCCUUCAGGCUGAUCCCAUAAUGCAUCCUCAAGUGGUCAUCUUAAGCCUCAUCCUACAUCUGGCAGAUUCUGUAGCUGGUUCUGUAAAGGUUGGUGGAGUGGCAGGUCCGUCUGUCACACUACCCUGCCACUACAGUGGAGCUGUCACAUCCAUGUGCUGGAAUAGAGGCUCAUGUUCUUUAUUCACAUGCCAAAAUGGCAUUGUCUGGACCAAUGGAACCCACGUCACCUAUCGGAAGGACACACGCUAUAAGCUAUUGGGGGACCUUUCAAGAAGGGAUGUCUCUUUGACUAUAGAAAAUACAGCUGUGUCUGACAGUGGCGUAUAUUGUUGCCGUGUUGAGCACCGUGGGUGGUUCAAUGACAUGAAAAUCACCGUAUCAUUGGAGAUUGUGCCACCCAAGGUCACGACUACUCCAAUUGUCACAACUGUUCCAACCGUCACGACUGUUCGAACGAGCACCACUGUUCCAAUGACAACGACUGUUCCAACGACAACUGUUCCAACGACCAUGAGCAUUCCAACGACAAUGACUGUUCCAACGACAACGACUGUUCCAACGACAAUGACUGUUUCAAUGACAAUGAGCGUUCCAACGACAACGAGCAUUCCAACAACAACAAGUGUUCCAGUGACAACAACGGUCUCUACCUUUGUUCCUCCAAUGCCUUUGCCCAGGCAGAACCAUGAACCAGUAGCCACUUCACCAUCUUCACCUCAGCCAGCAGAAACCCACCCUACGACACUGCAGGGAACAAUAAGGACACAACCCACCAGCUCACCAUUGUACUCUUACACAACAGAUGGGAAUGACACCGUGACAGAGUCUUCUGAUGGCCUUUGGAAUAACAAUCAAACUCAACUGUUCCCAGAACAUAGUCUACGGACGGCCAACACCACUAAAGGAAUCUAUGCUGGAGUCUGUAUUUCUGUCUUGGUGCUUCUUGCUCUUUUGGGUGUCAUCAUUGCCAAAAUGUUUCAUUUAGCAGCCUUCAAAUUAAAGCUUUGCAAAAUGCAGUUGAAAAGGAAGUCCAAGCAGAAGACAAUAUCUACAUUGAGAAUAGUCUUUAUGCCACGGACUAAGACCCAGUGGUGCUCUUUGAGAGUUUACGCCCAUGAGUGCAGAAGACUGAACAGACAUCAGCACAUCAGACGUCUUUUAGACCCCAAGACAAUUUUUCUGUUUCAGUUUCAUCUGGCAUUCCAACAUGUCAGUGACACUGGGUGGAGUAACUCUCUCACUCCAAACUAUGUAUAGUCAACCUCAUCAUUAAUGUAGUCCUAAUUUUUUAUGCUAAAAUUAGCUCAAUCCUUCUGAUCAUUGCAGUUUUCUCUCAAACAUGAACACUUUAUAAUUGUAUGUUCUUUUUAGACCCCAUAAAUCCUGUAUACAUCAAAGAGAAUAGUCCCUGGAAACAUAGCAAAUGAACUUCUAUCUUGGCCAUCAGAGCUGUCCAGAAGAGGGGAAUCUGUCUUAAAAACCAGCAAAUCCAACGUGAGACUUCAUUUGGAAGCAUUGUAUGAUUAUCUCUUGUUUCUAUGUUAUACUUCCAAAUGUUGCAUUUCCUAUGUUUUCCAAAGGUUUCAAAUCGUGGGUUUUUAUUUCCUCCAUGGGGAAACAAAGUGAGUCUAACUCACAGGUUUAGCUGUUUUCUCAUAACUCUGGAAAUGUGAUGCAUUAAGUACUGGAUCUCUGAAUUGGGGUAGCUAUUUUACCAGUUAAAGAGGCUACAAUAGUAUGGAACACAUAGACACCAGGGGAAGAAAAUCAUUUGCCAGGUGAUUUAACAUAUUUAUGCAAUUUUUUUUUUUUUUUUUUUUUUGAGAUGGAGCUUUGCUCUCGUUGCCCAGGCUGGAGUGCGAUGGUGAAAUCUCGGCUCACUGUAACCUCCACCUUCCGGGUUCAAGCAAUUCUCCCGCCUCAGCCUCACGAGUAGCUGGGAUUACAGGUGUCCGCCACUAUGCUCAGCUAAUUUUUUGUAUUUUUUUUAGUAGAGACAGGGUUUCACCAUGUUGGCCAGAAUGAUCUCGAACUCCUGACCUCAGGGGAUCCAGCCUCCUUGGCCUUCCAAAGUGCUGGGAUUACAGGCAUGAGCCACCGUGCCUGGUCCAUUUAUGCAAUUUUUAUUACACGUGUGUCAUGGUGCUAAGCAUUUAAACAACCAUCAGGCUUUCUGAACAAAUUUUUAGAACCAAGAAGGUCAGCAAUAAAAGAAAAAGAAAAAGGCGGGAGUAGGGAAAAGUCUGCCUUUUCUGCCUUAUAAGUUACAUUGCAGAUAUAAGUGUUUGAAACUCACUAGUUUUGACCCAAAUUCUAAAUCGCCUCCAAACCACUUUCAUGUUUAAAAUUGUUUAGGAGGCUAGCGCCGUGGCUCAUGCCUGUAAUCCCAGCACUUUGUGAAGCCAAGGUGGGCAGGUAGCUUGAGCCCAGAAGUUUGAGACCAGCCUGGGCAACAUGGCAAGACCCCAUCUCUAUUAAGAAAAAAAUUUAAGAAAAAAAAAAAAAAGAUAAAAUUGUUUUGGAAAGGCAAAGUGUCUUUCUCAUAUCUAAUCAAUUCCUGUAUUUUUUUUUUUAUAAUUCAAUUAGGCUUAUUGUAAGGAUAUCUUUAGUCAGUAUAAAAAUAUAUAAAAAACAAUUAUACUAAACCAGUAUAAUUGUUUACAAGUAUAUAUUUGCCGGCCGGGCAUGGUGGCUCAUGCCUGUAAUCCCAGCACUUUGGAAGGCUGAGGCGGGCAGAUCACUAGAGGUCGGGAGUUUGAGACCAGCCUGACCAACAUUGAGAAACCCUGUUCUCUACUAAGUAUAGAUUUGCAAGGGCUAGAUUUGUCAGAAAAGAAACAUUUCUACAUGAACAGUUAAGGCUGGGUAUUAAUUUCAAUUUCAGUUUGAGUAAACUCUGAAAUAAUUCAUGGUUGAGCUACCCAUACCAUAGUUGUCUGGGGCAACAGGAUGCUUGCUUUCAGAGGAAACUUUUUGUUUUUGUUUUUGUUUUUUUGAGAUGGAGUUUUGCUCUUGUCACCCAGGCUGAAAUGCAAUGGCACAAUCUUGGCUCACUGCAACCUCCACCUCCCAGGUUCAAGUGAUUCUCCUGCCUCAGCCUCCUGAGUAGCUGGGAUUACAGAUGCCCGCCACAACUCCCAGCUUAUUAUUUUUAGUAGAGACAGGGUUUCACCAUAUUGGCCAGGCUGGCCUCCAACUCCUGACGUCAGGUGAGCCACCUGCCUUGGCCUCCCAAAAGUGUUGGGAUUACAGGCAUGAGCCACCGCGCCCAGCCAGAGGCAACAUUUUUUAACACAGUUAUCGUUCUAGGAAAUUUAUAGGUCCUUUGAAGGAAAAUUCUGUGGGCAAAUAAAUUGUGAUACAUGGUAUUUCAGUUUUCCCAAAUGUGGCCAGCCCGAUCUGGUCAAAAAUUUUAUUUUUUAAAAACUAUAGUGUCUUUUUUUCUUAAAUUUGAGGCAACAUGCACAAAAUUGGAGAUUUGAAAUUAAAGCCAAGAUCUGUAGUUUCUCUGGAAAGACCUGGCAAGAUUGGACUGGAUUGCUAUGUGACCAGGGUCCCACUAGAUGGGGCUGCAUCCUCUAAUCCCCAAAUCCUUACGUUCCCUGCACGCUCACCUUUGUUACCUGCCUGACACCUGUGGGGCUUUUAACUUUAUGGCAACUGCCCUAUUCUCUGGAUCCUUCCUGGGGAUUUAUGAUGCAUAAUACUCCGGGAAUCUGGUUAGCUUUGCUUAACACAUUUCCAAAACUUGUUUGAAUGCAUGAGUACAGUCACUAGUAGCAUUCUGUGAAGUACAAUGUAUGGGGGCUUAGGAGUUUAGGGUAGUAUACAGGAUUAGGGAUAGGACUCGAGUCUAAUCCUAACUCUUAGCAGUUACACUGGAUGACAUUAGAGCAAAUGGUUCUUUACGUCUACAUUUUCUUCAUCUGUAGAUGUAAUAAUUUCCAUAUCAACUAUGAUGUACAGUGCUAAUUCCAAUGAAAUGUUACAUGUGAGAAGUCUUUGAAAUGUAAAAAACACUACAGAUACUGAAGCAGUUUGGAGAAUUAAAAAACACUAUGAAAACAUAGCUUGGUAAAUAAUUUUUUUUUUCUUUUGAGACAGAGUCUGGCUCUGUCAUCCAGGCUAGAGUGUAGUGGCACAAUCUUGGCUCACUGCAACCUCUGCCUCUCGGGCUCAAGCAAUUCUCCUGCCUCAGCCACCUGAGUAGCUGGGAUAGCCACCAUGUCCACUUAAUUUUUGUAUUUUUAGUAGAGACAGGGUUCCACCAUAUUGGCCAGGGUGGUCUUGAACUCCUGAUGUCAAGUGAUCUGCCUGCUCAGCCUCCCAAAGUAUUGGAAUUGCAGGUGUGAGCCACCGUGCCUGGCCAGGGCUUAGCAAAUAAUUUCAAUGGUGUUACACCUUGAACACCAUUCAGUGUUCUCUUGCUGUAUGGUAUCUUUUAAAAUAACAUUUCUUUUUUGAGACAGUUGAUAUUGGGUAAUUUGGCCAUCAUCAUAUACUGUAGAAAAAAAUUGUCAAGUGAGAGGGAGAAUAGGUAAGAAGGAAGAAAGGGGAGGAAUUUAGUGAAUAUGAAUUCUUUUCCUUUAGAUAUAUUAGUCUUGUAGAUCACAUUGAAUUUUUUAAAUUACUAUUUAAGAUAUUGUUGAGAUUCCAUUACCUCCAUUUUUAAAUUACUAUUUAAGAUAUUGUUGAGAUUCCAUUACCUCCAAUCAGUCUUGGGACAUUAGAACACUGGUAUAAUUAAGACUGUAUGUUUAAAUUGAGAAAUUUUGCACAACUUUAACAAGUAGCUGAACUAAUUGUUCACUGAUGGCUUUAAAGAUGAAAUAAUUCUGUGAAUACAUGAAACUGUGAGGGACUCUUCGUGGUUGUCUAGGUUUAUUUAUAUGCAUACUCAUUAAUAAAAGUUUUUUUUUGUUUGUCUCUUGAAAACAAAACAGCUUUGUUUUAACAAAACAGCAAUGGAACAAAUUUGAAAACCGACUCGAUAUUUUCU